This is a messenger RNA of Acyrthosiphon pisum (pea aphid), 2116 nucleotides long. Its product is annotated as ropporin-1-like. The coding region runs from base 320 to 1162 and encodes 280 amino acids. NCBI's taxonomy places the organism in Eukaryota, Metazoa, Arthropoda, Insecta, Hemiptera, Aphididae. The transcript is spliced from 4 exons. The record is from RefSeq and is a predicted model, not a curated record.
UUUUCGGGUUUUUCUUCCAACAAAAUCGAUUUGUUCCUAGAACCAUAGAAACAAAUGUCAAAACACAGCGGUUUGGCGUGUGGAUGGGUGGAAUACUGUAAUAGUGUGUUCAUGCACCCCUUCUAAACCAAAAUCGUACUUCAUUAUAUUAUAUUACUUCAUGUUCAUGUAUCAGUGCGUGUAAUACAUCGCGUUUGACGUAAUUCGGUUAAAAGUUGAAUUUGAAUCUGCAAACUGUGCUAACUAUAGUGUUCAUUGUCAAAAUAUAAUUUUUAUUACAACAUAAUAAUAAUUGGCACAAAUAUUUUGAAAAACAAAAAUGAAUUCGAUAGUCGUUCCCGACAAUUUACCAGAAAUAUUAAAAAAAUAUGUGAAGGCCGCGAUUCGAUCUCAGCCUGAAGACAUUGUUAGUUGGUCAGCAGAGUAUUUCAAAAGCGCAGAUGAUCAAUACGUUUCAUUGCCUACUACACAAAAACAAGAUCGAACUCUAUUCAGAAUAUUAGCUUUUCAAUUAGGUACCACGAUAGGCACUAAAGAAAGAAUAGAAGAAGUGUGGUCGGACUUAUCACUCGAUUUCAAUCUAUUAGAACAAAUUUAUACGAUUGGAAAUUUUCGUUCAGAACACGUGGACAUGGUAGAAUUUUUGGGUAUAACUUUUGGACAUUGGACAAAAUCGCUAAAAGAAACUGUGUUAUUGUGCUGCGAAGCAUUCUGUAAAUGUUUGGCCACUGACGGUUAUUUCAUGCACGUGGAUGUCGCUUGCAAGCUCUACGGGUACCUAGCGAAAUUGGAUUGUUCACUUCCGGCUGAUGAUGAUUGCCCAGACGGCGACGUGAGUGGCAGCAAACCGGCGAAAGUCCAAACCAGCAGGUCUCUGGACGCGUCUCCGGCGCCGCCGGCCAACGGAAACCAGCUGCAGCAAAACAAUGUUUGCGUAUCAUUGGAAUCGAUUUUGGCCCGUCGUCUGGCAGCAGCUGCCGUAGACGGUGGACCGAAGACCGGGUACCACGUACCAGGUAUCGGAAUGGCCGCGUCCGAUGGUCAGGUGCAAGCGGUAUUCGUGUAUUUCCGAAAAUGCGCUGCCGACCACGGCGGUUACGUGUACGAUUUCGACAUCGAGAACGAUCGUUGCCCUCCGUUGGACGCUAUUAAUAAUAAUUAAACCACGACCUGAGUGUCGUAACCACCGUGAAUUUCGCAGUUUUGUUUCGUAACGUCAUUAUAUUUAGCGGGUACACGCGCGUGUCAUCGACCCGAGUGCGGAUUGGGAUUCAAAUAUAAACGCCGGCCGCCGCACACCUAUUCAGCACAUACGCCGUAUAGCGAUACGCAACUCACAUAACGCAUUGUGUUAUAGGUAUUAUAUAAAAUAUGCAAGUACAUUUUAUAAGCCAUAAGAUAUACCUAAGAAACUAAAUAUGAACUAUAAAAAUAAACCAUUAUAGGUAGGCAAUGGUAGGCUUCAAGACUUCUAUGUAAAAACUGAUUAUGUACCUACACGGCUACACGUUCAUAAUAGGAAUUUGUUUACAAGUUAAAACUGAAUUGUAAACAAAAUAUAUAUAUUUUAUAAUAUAAUAAUAUUAUGAAUGUUGCAGACCAACGUCAAGUAACAUCGAUUCAUUUAAGAUUUUCAUGUGACUGUGCACCGGCAGGGUGUUCGUAAAUCUGUAUUUUACACAUUCAAAUAAAUAUAUUUUAAUUUCAAUUAUUUACAUAUAUCUGUGUACAUUUUUGGAACUACAAAGGAACGAAAAAUGUUAUUUUUCCGUAAAUAAAAGAACUAGAAAAUGAACUAAUUAUUUUAUUUAUAAAAAGGAACUCACUGAACGUGCUGUUUUUUAAAAAGGAAUUCGUUCCAGGAAGCCGAACACUGGCCAAAACCCUAUUUGGCGUCCACAUCUAGCAAUAUUGGUAAAAAAAUAUACGACACUCCGCCAUAAAUGUUGUGCUGAGUAGUCGUGCAAUAUAACGUGCACUGUGCGCAGUCGACUACUCGUCUAUAAAAGUUAAUUUUUAUACCUGCACAGUAUUUUGUAAAAAGCAACACUGUACUCAAAAUUUGUUUAAUGUUUGUUUGGUCUAUAUAAUAAAAUAAGUUGUAUUUUGUUUUUCA